Molecule: messenger RNA, 8455 nt
Organism: Ooceraea biroi (clonal raider ant)
Lineage: Eukaryota; Metazoa; Arthropoda; Insecta; Hymenoptera; Formicidae
Cellular component (GO): plasma membrane
Molecular function (GO): GTP binding; calcium channel regulator activity; GTPase activity
Source: RefSeq, a predicted model, not a curated record
GCCGACCAUCGCCGUGGUGGUACCUCAAGGCGCUCGACGCUUCGUUUCUCCCUCGAUCUCGAAAUCCAAAGGCAGAUCUUCCUUCCUGUGCUGACGGUCGGAUCUUUUCGAUCAGCGAGGGAUCAGCGAGGGCGCCGUUUCGCUCUGCUGAAGCCGUUUCUGGUCUCGGUGGAACGUCGUCGUUCGGCGUCGCGACGCGGCUGGACAAUGUGACGACGUUCCACGGCGACGACGACGAUCAACAGGUUAAUCCCUGCUAGCUGGCUAGCUGGCGGUAUCACACCGGCCAAUAAUCCUGUAUACGCAUACACUUCUGUUUACUGGCUGUCGUGCUGCUCGUCGACACGCGCCGUCAUCUACGAUAUACCGUCAUCUGCGGUACGGAUACAGCGAGGAGGCUGCGUGUAACCGCUGGUUGCUGGUGAUAUGAUAAUGAUAUUCGGGAAAUUGUUCUCAAUGACUGAAAGAUACAUUCUUUCUGUUGGAAUUUUGUAACGUCGCGUUUGGUGACGACUAGAGGGGCGGCAGUCAAAAGGGUCUGCGACUAGAAGAACAACCACUGUGAAAUGCAAACUCGUUCCCGCGGUGUCCCUUGAGGAUCCUCAUCAACGCGAAAUUGUGACCAAGAUUGAAGAUCCAUUAAAAUGAAAAGGGUGGCCGUCGCGGUCGAUCGCAAGACGAUUCACGGACGUGAUCGCAAGGACGACGAGGACGAUGGCAUCGACGAGGAUCGUUCCUGCGACGUGAUGAUGGCGCGUGAUCACUCUCGAUAAUCGAACGGUCGAUCGUUGCGAGAAGGCGCGUUUCGACACCAGGGGACGAGCAGAAAUUCAUCAGCUAGAAGAACCCGCAUCGGAGAUGGCGACCAACAGUCCCGGACAAUUGAUCCACCUAAAAUCUCCGAGGAGCCCGCGGCAGCUGCCGGCUCUGCCUCGCUAUCAGCCGCAACCGCAGCCGCCGAUCGGCGAACAGCGCAGUCCAACGAGCCACAGCCAGACCAAAUCGCCUAGCACUCCCCGCGUGUUCGAGUUCCCGCCUGAAUACUAUCCGGAGACGCCCAACACGAACUUUGACUUCGACGAGUUCAGGCGCGCCGGCGACCUCGAGCAGCAACAUGGCUCCAGGAGUCCCAGUUAUUACAUGCGGCCUGCUACCGUGAGUCCAUUGCGCAGUCCAAAGAGCAGCGACGGCACUUGCGAGAUCCUGCACUCGCCCGGUCGCAAAUCGCCGAUCUUCCAGUUCUGCGAUCCACGCAAGUGCCUGAAACAGACAGCAAGCUAUCCGGCGACCGGCACGUCGUCCACCAUGAUCGAUCGCAGCCGAUCGAUGAACUCGUCCUGCGGUUCGUAUGGUCGUAGAAGCCCGAAGCUUUUCGACCGGCGGCGUAACUCCUACUUCGGCCUACCGAGUCUGAAGAGUCCGAUGUCGCCCACAAUAGUGACACCAACGUCGCACGAGGCGACCAGUCCGAAUCUUGACCGGAAUUCGGAGUUGAACACGCCGAAGAGUCCUGGCAGGGAGAUCGGCAGUUGCAGCAAUGGUACGAGCAAGUUGCCUUCCUUGGAGGAGCCUAUCAGUAUACAGAAGAAGACCGCUGCAGGAGGGACCAGCGAGAGCAGAGUAUCAAGAAGCAUGAGGAUGGCCGGGCACUUCAACAAGAGCCAGGGAUGUCUGGACGAGGCGGGUCGGAGUCAUCGUAAGGGUUCGGAUGAGCGCUCGCGACAUGGAAGGGGUGACAAAAACAUGUCGCGCCGAUCCACCAGCGAUCUGACGGACAUGGGCGACGCUGAUACUGAAAUCACCCUGCUGUCCAGUCCGAGAAGAAGGGGCUCCAUGAAGGGCGGUCUUGCCUAUCUGGCCUCGAGACGCGGCUCCCGUGACAGUCAGUGCUCCAACGUGUCCAACGUUACCAACGAGGAUGUGGGUCCGUUAAAUUUCAGUGCCCAUCCGCGCGUUCGCCAACGCAGGACCUCGAAUUUUCUCGAAUUGCCAGUACCGGACCACAUACGGCCACGUGUGCACAGUCUACCGGAAAAUGCGUACAAUCCCCGGGCGAGCGAUGACUUGUACAGGUUGCGUGCAUUCAGCAUCACUCCCAAGGGCGUCGUGAACCGGGGUGAUUCCAUCAUCUCCAGACGCAGCAGGAGCAACACCUCCGUCAACAGCAGCAGAAACAGCAACGUGUCGGGCGAGAGAUCGCCAUUUGACGGUUCCUGCUGCAGCGGGCAGGACGUCAGCAGCCCCGAGAGCGAGGUCGAAGAAAGCAUCUCCAAGUACAGAGUCGUCCUGCUGGGCGAUUCCGGCGUGGGAAAGACAGCCCUGGUCUCGCAGUUCAUGACGAGCGAGUACAUAAACACGUACGACGCCAGUCUAGACCUCCGCUUCUAUGUUGUAGACGACGAGUUCGGCGAGAAGACCAUUUCCAUUUUGUUAGACGGCGUGGAAUCGGAAAUGGUCUUCAUCGACCAUCCGCAUGUGGAAAUGAGCGUUGAAAACUCCUUGUCGACGUACGAACCGCACGCCUGCAUCGUGGUAUACUCGAUCAUUUCACGUACCAGCUUUCAAGUGGCCGAGGAGACAUUGAACUACCUAUGGCAAGAACAUUACACUCGAGAGCGGACGGUCAUCGUCGUCGGCAACAAGUCCGAUCUCGCCAGAAGCCGGACGAUUUCCGCAAACGAGGGAAAACAGCUGGCCACGUCACGCGAGUGCAAGUUCAUCGAGACGUCAAGCGGACUGAAGCACAAGGUGGAUGAGCUUCUGGUCGGCGUCCUGAAGCAGAUUCGUCUCAGGGAGAGCCGCGACAAGAAGCUACGCCGUCAGGGCAGCAAGAGCAAGCUGCUGUCGAAAUUGCACAGCAGCAAGACUGUGCUGAACCUGAAUCUCGCCCGCGAGAUCCUCAACAAGAUCUGCCUGCAUGACAACAAGAGCAAGAGCUGUGAGAACCUGCACGUGCUGUGAGAUAGCGCGAAAGCGCGGAAGGCAGGCGGGCGGAGGAUCCUCUCGGGAGGAUCGCGAAAGGACUCCUCGUGCGAUCUCACGAACGAGGAAGUGCGCGAACGGUGAUCGAGAUCGAAUCAGCUGCGUCCCGCUGCGAGAGGCUGCGUCGCGUGACAUUUCGCGUUUUUCCGCGUUUCAUUCUAUUUUCCGUUCUACGUUCCACGCAGACCUUUCCGUAGAAAGUCACGCUGACUCGGCCGAGACCUUUUCCGCCGCCUUCGGAUCAUCACGAGUUUUACGAGCAAUGGCUGAUUACGCGUUCUGAUGAGUUGUUACCACCCACGUACAUACAUCCCAUGUUCGCCGUCCCGACUUUCGUCCCCGUGCGACGCGCCCUCCUCUCGCAGCGCCAGACAUUAUCCAACGCGUUAUUCUUGUUGGGGUGAUUUAAAACACGUACAAGAGAGCUCGGGUGCCUCCUGGUUUCCUUUUAAUUUCGCGAAUUGGAUGUCGAAGCGAGACGACGAGCGAGAAGGAAGCAAGCACAAGCGCGUCCCUUUGUCGUCUCGCGAGGAAGAAUGGAUCAAAACUUUGAAAGGCUGAAGUAAUUUAUAUAAUCACGGAGGCACGUCGAUAUCUACUAACAGCAAAAUUUCCUUUAAUUCGCUACGAUAAUAAAACUUUUACGUUGUAAUAAGACAAUUAUCACGUUAUUAUCACGUAAUUACAUUAGUACUUUUAUACUUUGCUUUCGUAACAAAGUUACGAGAUUCUGAUGUAAAAUUGUCGAUCGUUCUCCGGCGACGCUCGAGCUAAUUUUCUUCCCGAAAUUGAAUAAUAUUCCUGGCUUAUGCGUGAGAUCGAAAUUUUGGGAGUAAACUGUAAAUUAAAGUCUUUAAGCUCCUGCAAAACAUGGCCGAUCGACGCGUUAUCCCCCGUGAAAGCGACGGGAAAAAGACCAUACACAGGUAGAUACCUCCGAUUAAAGGAUUAAAGGGACUCUCACGAACGAGUUCAACCCUCCGCGCCUCCGCGUCUACCUUCCUCCCUCAUUUUCUCCUCUCGUACACGUUUUUCAUACGAUCGAAAAUCCAAGGGAGAAAGAGAGAGAAGCAGAGAGCGUCAGGUAAGAAUAGCGGAACCGUCAUUGUGCAUAAUAACGGCUAUACCGUGUGCAUGUGCGUACGUCUGUAUGCGUGUUUACGUGAAAUUAGAAUUUAAGAUUAACGCUCUCGAUCACAGGACCUCAUCCGUUUUGGGCGCGAAACGAAUGGCGGCGCCAUUCAGGUAACCCUGACGCGCGUCGUCUGUCUGCAAUGCAACGAUUUGAUUAUUUAUUAGAGCCUAAUGAGCGCACGUGCGCCCGGUCUCACGCGUUCCUCCACAAUUCGGGCCCACGAUGCUCGCCAGUGUAAACGGUUCCUCGGUAAUUGUGUUUCACGGACAAAGCCGGCUCUCUGAACUGUUCGAUCGCUCAGGCAUUCCCCAAUUUUCCGAAACACACAUACCUAGCAAACGAGACCGAUGGGAGAUUAAUAGGAUGAAAGAUCAAUUUUUUCUCAAAAAUUCGGGAAACUUAUUUUGUAGAAACAGAUUAGCGGAUUUCUAUCCAGAAUGUACGAAUUGAUGUCUAGCUGAACCGUUGAUUAGUCUGGAUCACUAAUUAUAAAAUUGUCUCGUUUUUAUAGACGCGAAAUAAUUACCGGAGGUUUACGCAAUAAAUUACGGGCAACAGUAUUUUAAUUAAUAAUCGUAAAGGCAUAAAGGUUCGCUGGCUCGUGUACAGGCGUUAAUAUUCUUAUCCACGUUUAGUGUAUGUUCUAACAACGAUCGUGAGCACACUACCAUGACAAACUCUUGUGCAAUUCUUUCAAGACGUCUGUACGCGCGUUACCAUGAUGUGUCGAGUGUCGUGGAUCGCAAAACUAGCAGCGCGGAAUAGAAACGAAAAGAAUAAAGGUCCGAGUUUGAAUAAUGGCAAGCGAUAUUUCCGUUCGACGAUGUUCUCCGUUGGGCAAACGUAAGUGUUUAACUUGAAAAUAUCGCUUGCCGUUACUCGUACUCACUCGAGCGUCUGGAUUAUUCGUUCGAAUUGGCACUAGCCUGCGACGAUACUCGGCUCCAAGUGUACGAUCAUAUUAAAUGUCUCUCGUAAAAAAAGAACAAGGCGAACAAAUCCGUUAACGCAUCGCAAGGUAAUUUUUACAGAGAUAAAGAAGUACUCGCGCGCUAAGCGUAAUAAUCCGUCGUAAUCGAUUACGUAAUUAAACCCGGCAGGACGGAAGAAUGAAAGAGAGGGUGUACUUCAUUUUCCGGUCGGCGGAAUUACGCGGUCGCGCGAGAUAAAUUCCAUGUAUGUUCGAUCCAACCCACACGUAUAUAUUGUACAUCAUCCACGCUGGACGCAGGAUUCGUUCGGUACUCGUGACGCUGGUCGUCUCUUUUCACUUUGUAAAAUGUAAUCCGCAGUAUAAUAUACGACGUAGUGUCUCUCGUAGUGUGAUGCAUGAUGUAUGUGUGUGUGUGCGUCUUGCUGUGUGAGAUAACACUCGUCGAUGCGAUGAGCUUGGUGGAGAACAAUGUUAAGAGCCGCGCUUAACACUUUCGCUCGCUGUCUUGUAAUUUACCGCGGUCCCUUAAAUUUUCAUUCGCUGCUGUACACAUGUGUUACACAGUUACUGCGACCCAGAUACGAACGGCUAAAACAGCUGGGAUUAGUUAGCCGAAGUUGUAACAUUGUUGGCGCAACGCAUCCAAAGUGCCGCUCGUUACCUUGCGAUAACGUUGGUUUAAUCGUGUUCUUCGAUUAUCGUAACUUGCGAGAUUCUUGCGCAGAUAUCUCGCAAGAUGCAAAAGAGAGAAAAUAUUUUCACCUCAAAUAUCUCGUUUUUUACGUUUUUCUAAUUUCAUGAUUUUUUCUCUCAGUCGUCAGUGCAAGGAUGAGUUGAAUGAAAAAACUAAUCUGAUCUAUCUUUCUUUCUAUCUUUCCUCGCGAAGGCUUGAUUACUCGAGUAAGCGUAUACGUGAUUAAUUAAUUAGUGACAAUCUUUAUGACGCUUCGCAACAGUGAAAGAGUUGAAUGUCGCUCUUCUCGAGUCUCACUGAUGUUAAUGUGUACAAAUGCAAUCUAGUCGAAUUCUAUAUAUUAUAUUAUACACGUACAUUCUUCUCCUUUGUUUCACUUUUAUUUUUCGUAUCUUUCGAUAACUGAUAAGAGUUAUGUCUAUUGCAAAGUGUGUGUAAAACGAAGGGAACAGCAAAUUCCUGUCGUUAAAAUCGCGAAGAGAUUGCUCUCAUUUAGAUAAACGCACUAGCAUUGGACACUUUCUUUCAUCACCGACUCGAGUCUGAGGAAGGUGGUCGAUAUUUCCGUUUUUCUGAUACGUUCCAGUUUGAUGCAAUAAUCAAACUAUCCAGGCCCAUCGAUUGAUAAAAUUCAUUUAGCACUGGUUGCACUUUUGAAAUUGUUUUCCAAGCGAUUCGCAACUGCAAAUCUUCUCAAUCAAAAAUUAUAAAAUUUACCUGUAGUGUUUCUUUAGGACACGAAUCUGCGGAUUUGGAAUCAGAGCGAUAUAGUCGCAUUUUCCACUUUCCUCUCGAUGCGUGAUUUCGCUAUCGUUUGCCACGCUUGUUGACGGAGAACAAUGCAUUCAAGUAGACGCGGCCUAAAGUCGUAAUAGAAACGUCUUGGAGAUCGACGCGUCUCCGACGCGCGAGCACCCAUUACCUAAAUAUACGUAUGUAUACUUAUAAUACACACACAUGCAUAUAUAAUAUAUAUAAAAUAUACGUACAUAGUCGUCGUCGUGCGAUUAUCAUUGCCGGUGCGCAAAUGUUAUUUCAAGAUAAGAGUAUAAUCCGUAAUUGCGACGCGAUAAUGCGCCAUACACGAUAACGCGUCGCGCGUUUAUAGAAUGAUGUCACACAUAUCGCCGCUCCUUUAUCCGAGAGAGCCUCCUCAGGUUCGGAACACAGAAAAGUCCGGAAGUGAUCCAAGUCCGCGACGUAAGUGUACGUGUUGUGACGAAUUGAUGGUGUGCAGCUUCCAUUCUGGGGCUUUAGGUGUCUGUUCUGCCUGUCGUGUGAAACCCUCCCUUUCGAAUGCGAACCUAAUGGUCCCAGGACCAUGGGGGUGGGUCGAUCACGUCUGCAGGGGUAUCGACUUUGCGCGUCCUCGUCUUUGAAAAUAUCGUGGAAACGUAAUCUUGCGGUUUUCCCAUAACGCAAACACCGCGUAAACAGGGGCGGGAUCUCUUGAAAGCGGGAAUAAACGACACGUGCGAGUGGCAUUUUCUGUGAAAUAUCAAAUACAUUUCUCUCUCCUUCUUCUUCGUGCCCGCUUCGAAAAUUUCCAUUCCGGUGCGCGCCCGGCCCCUUGCCCGUUAAUUGACGCUAAAUUAAUCUCCCGCGCGAGACUCCUUUGAUUAUUUCGCUGAACAACAAAACGCGCGGCUCGCAGUUUCAAUUCCCGUGUUCGCAUGUAUGUACACGAUUUUUGGCAGAUCGCGCGGCAGAUUUUCGGAAACGAAUUAAUCUCGCGAAUGGAAAACUAUCUAUUGUAGUAUGGUAUCCGUCGUAAACCGAAUGAGAAAGGCAGAGAAAGAGGGCGAGGGAGCGGGAGGCAGCUCGAUUGGAGCGAUUUAUAAGCCGGUAUAAAAGCGUGGCGUCACAGGGGCAGGGGAGUUUUCAAUUUCCGAUUGAAUUUGAAAACACAUACAGUGUGCGCGCGUUCUUGCGAAAUAUGACGACCUCUUUCGAAGAGCCGCGCGGAAGACUGCGGAUCGAUGUGACUCGAUAAUGUCGCCGCACGUAUCAUUCGUCACUCCACGAGAACUAUGACUGUAAGCGUACCUCAGCGUCACCUCCGCCAAAGCUGGUCUAUUUUUAUAUAUAAAUAUAUAUAAGUAUAUCUAUAUAUAAAUAUAUAAUAUAUAUUAUACAAUAUAUAGACACAUGCUCGUUCUCUCUACCUUCGUCGUAAUUCAUUAAUCACGGCGUUAAUUUUUACUUCGUAAGGGCAAUUCUGUGAAGAGUACUUUUAUUUCGUGCGCGCGAGGGAAUUAUUAUAUAUAGGAGGUUAUUUUAUAGUAUUAAUUAAAAAAUCGCAAAUAUGAUUGCUUUUGUCGUUUGAUUUCCGGAAACGCGACUGACGCGUACAAAUUAUGAAAUAAUUUUAGUAUUCGAUGAGAGAGUUCCCUACACUCUUUCUCUCUCUCUCUCUCUAUUUCUCGCCAAACGUGCAAAUUAAUUUUUUUAAUGAAAUUUCAAAAUUAUAGAGCGCGGUCGCACAGCUUUGUGGGAAUCUUGUUAUGUAUUCACGUUGCGUGUUAUUGAUGUUAAGCCGCUCGGUAUAAAAUUUGAGAUAUACAUUGGCUUGUAUCGGGAAUUUUCUCCGCUAACGAGCCACCUUCGCGUCCAUAUGACAAUCAAAUUAUUGUUUUAUCAUUCGUGCUAUACUAUGUAUCUGUAAUCGCAUCUAAAUGUUUAUGUCGAAAUAAAAGUAAUAUGUGACAUA